CUCCUGGCUCAGAGUUUCAUUGGCAGUGAGAACUGGGCUGUCUUCCAGUGUUCAUCAAAAUCUAGCCUGGCCAGACGUGGCAGUCAGUUGGACACGUUCGAAAUCUCCACCCAAAUGGUGUGAUUUCUGCUUUCGGUUCCACUGGCACCGUGGUGUGUUUUGGAGAGUCAAGGGCCUCUUUCCCCGUAACGGAAGCCAGAGCAGCUGUGGCAGGGGCCGGAACCUGACCUCCACCCCCGACUACAAUCACUUGGAGAUUCAGCAGCAGUACAGCCAGAUCAACAUGCGCUGGGAAGCCUCGGACGAUGAGCUGGACAACGACAACAGCUCUGCACGGCUCUUUGAGAGAUCUCGCAUCAAAGCUCUGGCAGAUGAGCGGGAAGCUGUGCAGAAGAAAACCUUCACCAAGUGGGUGAACUCACACCUUGCUCGAAUGACCUGCCGCAUUUCCGAUCUCUACAUGGACCUCCAAGACGGGCGGAUGCUUAUCAAGCUCCUGGAAGUGCUUUCAGGAGAGUCCCUGCCCAAGCCCACCAAGGGCCGGAUGCGCAUCCACUGCUUGGAGAACGUGGACAAGGCACUGCAGUUCCUCAAGGAGAAACAUGUGCACCUGGAGAACAUGGGCUCCCACGACAUUGUGGACGGCAACCACCGACUGGUGCUGGGUCUCAUCUGGACCAUCAUCCUCCGCUUCCAGAUCGAAGGCAUCAUCAUGCAGAUUCCAGAAGGCCGUGAGACGUGCUCUGCCAAGGAAGCACUGCUGCUCUGGUGUCAGAUGAACACCGCAGGCUAUCCCCAUGUUAAUGUGACCAACUUCACCUCCAGCUGGAAGGACGGCCUGGCCUUCAACGCCCUGAUCCACAAGCACAGGCCCAACUUGAUCGACUUUAAGAACCUGGAGCAUUCAAACGCCCGGCACAACUUGGAGCAUGCCUUCAGUGUGGCAGAGCAGCAGCUGGGCAUCACCCAGCUCCUUGACCCAGAAGAUGUCUUCACGGAGAACCCCGAUGAGAAAUCCAUCAUCACCUAUGUGGUGGCGUUUUACCACUACUUCUGCAAGAUGAAGGCUCUGGAGGUGAAAGGGAAACGGGUUCGCAAGGUGAUGGACCACUUGAUGGAGAUGAAGAGUAUGAUUGAGAAGUACAAAGAGCUGGCUUCUGACCUGCUGACCUGGAUCGAGCAAACCAUCACCGUUCUCAACAGCCGCACGUUUGCCAACUCCCUGACGGGGGUGCAGCAGCAGCUGCAGUGUUUCAGCACCUACCGAACCGUGGAAAAGCCCCCCAAGUUCGAGGAGAAGGGGGAUCUCGAGGUUUUGCUAUUCACCAUCCAGUCCCGGAUGCGAGCUAACAACCAGAAAGUUGACAUCCCUCACGAAGAGAGACUCAUGUCCGACAUCAACCGGGCCUGGGAAUGGCUGGAGAAGGCGGAGCAUGAGCGGGAGCUGGCCCUGAGAAACGAGCUCAUUCGGCAGGAGAAGCUGGAGCAGCUGGCCAGGCGCUUCGACCGCAAGGCGGCCAUGCGGGAGACGUGGCUGAGUGAAAACCAGCGCCUGCUGGCCCAGGAUAAUUUCGGCUGCGACCUGCCAGCGGUGGAGGCUGCCAAGAAGAAGCAUGAGGCCAUUGAGACAGACACGGCGGCCUACAAGGAGCGGGUGCAGGCCAUCGAGGAGGUGGCCCGGGAGCUGGAGGCAGAGAACUACCAUGACAUCAAGCGCAUCAAGGCCCGGAAGGACAACGUCCUUCAUCUGUGGGACUACCUGCUGGAGCUGCUCCACGCCCGGCGCCAGCGGCUCGAGAUGAAUCUGACACUGCAGCAGCUCUUCCAGGACAUGCUUCAAGGCAUCAACUGGAUGGACGAGAUGAAGGCACGUCUCUUAUCGCCCAAGUUCGGCAAGCACCUGCUGGAAGCGGAGGACCUGCUGCAGAAGCACAAGCUGCUGGAAGCUGACAUGGCCCUCCAGGUGGAGAAGGUGCACGCCAUGAGCGCGGCAGCCCUUGCAUUUGCCAACGGUGACGGCUAUCGGCCGUGUGACCCCAAGGUCAUCCGCGACCGCGUCAACUACCUGGAGCAGUGCUACCAGGAGCUGCUGGCGAUGGCGGCCGAGAGGAAGGCUCGCCUGGAGCAGUCCAAGCGCCUGUGGAAGUUCUUCUGGGAGCUGGACGAGGCGGAGAGCUGGAUCAAGGAGAAAGAGCAAAUCUAUUCCUCCUUGGAUUACGGGAAAGACCUGACCAGCCUCCUCACCCUGCAGCGGAAACACAAGGCCUUUGAGGACGAGCUGCGGGGCCUAGGCGCCCACCUCCAUCAAACCAUCCAGGAUGGGGAAGACAUGGUGGCCCAGAAGCACUUUGACUCCUCCAAGAUCCGAGGCAGGAUGGAGGAGGUGAAGGCACUGUGGGCUCAGCUCCAGGAGCUGGCCUCAUUCCGCAAGAAGAACCUGCAGGAUGCCGAGAGCUUCUUCCAGUUCCAGGUGGACGCGGACGACCUGAAGGCCUGGCUGCAAGACGCCCAUCGCCUGGUGUCCAGCGAUGAGGUGGGCCACGAUGAGUCCUCCACGCAGGCCCUGGUCAGAAAGCACCGAGACCUACUGGAUGAGGUGGCGGACAACAAGAGAGUGAUGGACAGCCUGAGCCAGCAGGCCCAGAGCUUCCCGGCCGAGCUGCGGGGCGCCCCGGAGUUCCAGGCCCUCUACGCCGAGGUGGUGUCCCUGGCUGAGCUGCGCAGGCAGAAGCUGCAGGAUGCUCUGGACCUCUACACGAUCUUCAGUGAGACGGAUGCCUGCGAACUCUGGAUGAGUGAGAAGGAGAAGUGGCUGGAGCAGAUGGAGAUCCCAGACCCGCUGGAGGACUUGGAUGUAGUGCAGCACAGGUUUGACAUCCUGAAGCAGGAGAUGAGCACGCUAGCCUCCCAGACUGACGGCGUCAACCGCGCAGCCGCCAGCCUCAUCGAGAGUGGGCACCCGCGCAGCAACCGCAUCAGGCAGUGCCAGGAGCGUCUGAUCACCAGGUGGCAUGUCUUCCAGGAGAAGGUGGGGCAGCGGCAGAAAGCGGUGGACUUGGCACUGAGCCUGCACAAUUACUGUGUGGACUGCAAGGAGACCCGCAAAUGGAUCCUGGACAAAACCAAAGUGAUCCAGUCCACCCAGGAGAUGAGCAGAGACCUGGCGGGCAUGAUCGCCAUCCAGAGGAAGCUGUACGGCAUCGAGCGUGACUUGGCCACCAUCCAGACCCGGCUGGGAGUGCUGCAGGAGGAGGCCCGCCGGCUGGCUGAGGAGCUCCCUGACCUGGCCUCCGACAUCUACAGCCACCUGACCACCAUCAAUGGCCUCUGGCAGGAGCUGCAGAGAACGCUGCAGAGUCAGGAGGCCUCGCUCGGGGAGGCCAGCAAGCUGCAGAAGUUCCUGCAAGAUCUGGAUGACUUCCAGGCCUGGCUGUUUAAGGCACAGCAGACCGUGGCUUCGGAAGAGGUGCCCAGCUCCCUGGCCGAGGCGGAGCAGUUCCGACAGGAGCACACCGCUAUCAAGGAGGACAUUGACCGGCAUGAGGCCGACUACCGCAACGUCAAGGAGACGGGGGAAGGGGUGACGCGCGGGCAGACAGACCCGGAGUACCUGCAGCUGCAGCAACGGCUCCAGGGCAUGGAGAUGGGCUGGAGCGACCUGUGCAAGAUGUGGGACAGCCGGGAGAAGUUCCUCGCCCAGUGUCUGGGCUUCCAGGAGUUCCUCAAGGACAGCAAACAAGCCGAAGUCAUCCUGAGCAAUCAGGAGUACACCCUGGCUCACAUGGAGCCCCCGAACACCUUGGACGCGUCAGAAGCUGCCCUGCGGAAAUACGAGGAUUUCCUGGCCACUAUGGAGGCCAACAAGGAGAAGAUAACAGGGCUGGUGGAAAGCGGCAAGAAGCUGGUGGCGGACGGGAAUAUUUACGCCGACAAAAUUAAUGUAAAGGUCCAGGUCAUACAAGAGAGGUCCAGGAUGAAUGUGGCUAAAGCGAAGGAAGUGCUGGUUCUGCUGAAGGACAAUCACAACCUGCAGAGCUUCUUGCAAAACUGCCAGGAGCUCACCCUCUGGAUUGAUGAGAAAAUACUGACGGCUCAGGACGCAUCCUAUGACGAAGCCCGGAAUCUGCACAGCAAGUGGCUGAAGCACCAGGCCUUCAUGGCUGAGUUGGCCUCUCACCAAGGCUGGCUGGAGAAAGUGGAUGAGGAGGGGCAGCAGCUGAUCCGGGAGAAGCCCCAGUUUGGUGUGGUGGUCUCACAGAGGCUGACAGAGCUGCACCGGCUCUGGGACAAGCUCCAGUCGACAACAGAGGAGAAGGCCCAACACCUCUUCGAUGCCCACCGCUCAGAUCUGUAUGCGCAGAGCUUUUCUGACCUGGACAGGUGGAUAGGAGAAAUGGACACGCAGCUGCAGUCAGACGAACAGAGCACCGACCUGACAAGCACCAACAGGCUGCUAAAGAAGCUGAUGAGACUCGAUGAGCAAGUGAGCACGCGGAAGAGAGAGAUGGAAGAGCUGCUGUCGCAGGCCCCUCCACCCAGAGGGGAUGUGCACGAGGCCGACAGCAAGCAGCAGAGCAUCGAGAGAAGGUUUCUGGAUCUCCUGGAGUGCUUGGGGAAGAGGAGGAAGGAGCUGGAGUCGUCCAGAGCCAAGUACCAGCUCAACCGGGAUCUGGCAGACGAAACGCUCUGGGUGCAGGAGAGGCUGCCCCUGGCCAAAUCCACUGACCACGGCACCAACCUCCAGAUCGUGCAGCUUCUGAUGAAGAAAAAUCAGACACUGCAGAAGGAGAUCGCGGGCCAUUCCCCGCGGGUGGAGGACGUCCUGUGCAGAGCUGAGCGCAUGGUAGCGGCGGCCGACGGGGACUGCAGCGCCAUGGAGGAGCAGCGGAGGGUGCUGAAGGAGUCAUGGAGCACGUUGCAGGAGGAGACGAGGAGGAGGUGGCAGCGGCUGCAGCAGGCGAACGAGGCCCAGCAGUACUACCUGGACGCCGGAGAGGCGGAGGCCUGGAUCAGCGAGCAAGAGCUCUACAUGGCGGCUGAUGAGAAACCAGAGGAUGAAGAGAGCAACAUCGUUAUGCUGAAGAGACAUUUCCAACAGCAGAGCACCAUGGAGGAUUAUGGCAAAAACAUCAAGCAGCUGGCUGGCAGGGCGCAGAUGCUCUCCGCAGGCCAUCCGGAGGGGGAGCAGAUCAUCCGGCUGCAGGGGCGGGUGGAGAAGCAAUAUGCGGGGCUGAAGGACCUGGCAGAGAAGCGCUUGCACAGGCUGGAGGACAUGUACCACCUGUUCCAGCUGAAGCGGAAGGUGGACGACCUGGAGCAGUGGAUCACGGAGCGCGACAUGGCCGCCUCCUCCCAGGAGAUGGGGCAGGAUUACGACCAUGUCAUUCUGCUGCGGGAGAAGUUCCGGGACUUUGCGCGGGACACGGGCAGCAUGGGGCAGAAGCACGUGGACAGAGUGAACCUGGACAUCCAGCAUAUGAUCGGUAAUGACCACUCGGAGGCCGCCACCAUGGCCGUGUGGAAGGAUGAGCUGAACGAGAGCUGGGCCGACCUGCUGGAACUCAUUGACACGCGCAUGCAGCUGCUGGCCACAUCCUACGAGCUGCACAAGUACUGCUACGAUGGCACCGAGAUCCUGGGGCUCAUCCAGGAGAAGCAGCGGGAGCUGCCCACGGAGCUGGGCCAGGACGCCCACACCGCCGAGUCCUUCCACCGCAUGCACACAGCCUUUGAGAAUGACAUCCGCCUGCUGAAGGGGCAGGUCCAGCAGUUCCGGGAAGUAGCAGCACGGCUGCAGACAGCCUAUGCGGGAGAAAAAGCCAACAUGAUCCAGAGGCAAGAGCAGGAGGUGGUGAGGGCCUGGGAGGCCCUGCUGGAUGCCAGCAGCAGGCGGCAGGCACAGCUGGUGGAUACGGCUGAGAAAUUCCGCUUCUUCAGCAUGGUCCGGGACCUCCUGUCUUGGAUGGAGAGCAUCACCCGGCAGAUUGAAGCCGAGGAGAAGCCCAGAGAUGUCUCAUCCGUGGAGUUGCUGAUGAAAUACCACCAGGGGAUCAAGUCUGAGAUUGAAACCAGGCAGAACAACUUCACCAGCUGCGACGACCUGGGGGAGAAGCUGCAGCGCAGAUACCAAGCAAGCGCUGAGAUCAAGGAGAAGCUGCAGCAGCUGAGGGAGAAGAGGUGUGAGAUGAUGAAGAAGUGGGACAGACACUGGUGCUGUCUCUGCCGCUUGCUUGAAGUAUGCCAGUUCUACAGGGAUGCCUCGGUGGCCGAGGCCUGGCUGAUUGCCAAGGAGCCAUACCUGGCCAGCGGUGACUAUGGACAGACAGUGGACAGUGUCGAGAAGCUGCUGAAAAGGCACGGUGCCUUUGAGAAAUCCACCACCACAUGGGAGGAGCGCUUCGCCGCACUGCAGAGGCUGACCACGCUGGAGUUGCUAGUGAAGCAGAAGCCCCAAGAGGAGUCCACGCAGUGCAAAGCCUCCUGGACCGUCGACCCCCAGUGCAACUUUGAUCCCGGGGCUUUGGAAGCACUGAAGUCUCAGGAAGAAAAAGAUAAGAAAAAGGGGGUAAUUUCACAGGACCACUCUGAACCUGCUACAGGAGACUCAUCACCGCAGGUGGAAGAGGAGAAAGCAGACCCAGCCCAGGCCCCGGCGGAGCCAACUGAGGCCAAGCAGUCCGAAAUGAAGAUGAAAGUGGACAACGAGGAGCCUUCCACCACGGACCCGCUGUUCAAAGUCCUCCAGACGCCUGUGAGUGAGCUCGACGAGACCGCUACACUGCCCACGCAGCUGGACUGCUCGCACAGCCUCCAGAUGGAGGGCUACCUGGGCCGCAAACAUGAACUGGAGGCUCCUAACAAGAAGGCUUCAAACAGGUCCUGGAACACGCUGUACUGUGUGCUCCGGAGCAGCGAGCUGGCCUUCUACAAGGAUGCCAAGAGCUUAGCCUUGGGAGUGCCUUACCAUGGGGAGGAGCCCUUCCAGCUGAGGAACGCCCUCUGCGAUGUAGCCACUGGCUACAAGAAGAAGAAGCACAUCUUCAAGCUGAGGCUUGGCAAUGGCAGUGAGUGGCUCUUCCAUGGCAAGGACGAGGAGGAGAUGCACACAUGGCUGCAGGGGCUCAGCACAGCAAUAACAGAAGCCCAAAACGUGAAAGCCAAGGCGCUGAGCCUGCCUCUGCCCUCCAGCACCGCCACGGACAUCAGCCUGGCCAAGAAAGACAAAGAGAAAAGAUUCAUCUUCUUUCCCAAAAAGAAAUAACCCGAGAGGUGGCCGAGGGCAGCCCACUCAGUUGCCUAAGAACUGUGCAUGGGGGAGCAUCUGCGGGCGUGCUGGGCCCAGCCACCACCCCCACACACCUCCGGCAGCAGCUGCUGGUGCUCACAACACAGCCCUGCCUCCAGUGCCUGGGCUCAGCCCCACGACCCGUUCUGCUCCCAUGCUGCACUGAGCCAGCCUUGCGGGGGCCGAGGAGUGGUGUCUGCUGAAGGCCAGUGCUGGGUGUGCUGGCACAGGGCCCUUUCCUGUGGGACACGCGUUGCAUCGCCCACGGCCAGAGAUCCACACAGGCGUCUGGCGGAGGAGGCACCAUCUCAGCAAGACCACGCAGUGCUGGGGACGCACUGCCCAGGACAGGAUGGAGGCAGCGAGCUUCCCAAACUGCCGCUCUGACAAGGUGCCAUGACUGCCCACAACAGGCGCAUCGCCGGGCACCGUGGCUGCAGCAGGGCUGCCUGCAGCCACUCGGGGUCGACAGUCACACAUGGCUGGGCAGAUCUGCCAGUCUUUCCAGCAGGGGGCGUGAGGUGUGCUUGCGUGCACUGUCUCUCGGACCCCCCCCCACACACACACACCCCGAGCCACAACCCACAGAGAGCCCUUUGUCAGACAAGCCAUGCGCAGCCAAGAGCAAACGUUUGCCCUAAAUUAAGGUGGAAGAGAAUGGUUGUAAUCCUGCAUCUGAGUGUGUGUGCGCGUGUGUGCACAUCUGAGUGUGUUUACACAUCUGUAUUUCAUGUGA
Molecule: messenger RNA, 8021 nt
Organism: Chelonoidis abingdonii (Abingdon island giant tortoise)
Lineage: Eukaryota; Metazoa; Chordata; Testudines; Testudinidae
Gene: SPTB
Product: spectrin beta, erythrocytic
Cellular component (GO): spectrin
Molecular function (GO): actin binding; structural constituent of cytoskeleton; phospholipid binding
Source: RefSeq, a predicted model, not a curated record